This is a messenger RNA of Owenia fusiformis, 1346 nucleotides long. The record is from the annotation of a GenBank genome assembly. Lineage: Eukaryota; Metazoa; Annelida; Polychaeta; Sabellida; Oweniidae.
AUUUUUCAGAUUUAGAAAGCAACUUUACAUUGAACUGAAAUGUCAUCUGGUACAGCACUCAUAGCAGGCGUUACAGGUGUUGUUGGAAUCAGUCUUGCACGUCGUUUGGUUUCAACUGACUGGAAGGUGUAUGGUUUAUCAAGACGCCAAUCAGAUUUCCUCCCAGGUGGAGUGAACCAUAUUCUCUGUGAUCUUCAAGAUGCAAGCAAAUGUGCUGAUGGGUUGAAGACUCUAAAAGAUGUCACCCAUGUCUUCUAUACAACAUGGGUCUCCACGAUGGAUCCCGAGAAGGACUGUGAUGUUAACAGAUCGAUGCUUGCUAAUCUUAUGGACAAUCUUCCUUCUAAGAUCAAACACUUCGCACUACUAACUGGUGCUAAGCACUACAUUGGCAACUUUGGUGAUGUCAUCGGGGAUAUUGUUACUCCCAUUAAAGAAACAAUGGAAAGGAGGCCAGGCCGUAACUUCUACCAUGAUUUAGAAGAUGAAGUAUUUGGAAGGGCAAAAACAGAAAACUUUACUUGGAGUGUUGCUAGACCUAUGGCGAUUGUAGGUUUUGCUCCUAAUACUACAAUGAACAUUGCGACAGGUUUAGCUAUAUAUGCGACCUUGUGCAAAGAAAUGAACUUGCCGUUUCAAUUUUUUGGUGGUGAGAAAAUGUUUAACUGUUUAUCUGAUUUGUCAGAUGCUGAGCAGGUGGCUGAUCACAUGAUCUGGGAGUCAACUGAACCAAAAGCAGCCAACCAAGGCUACAAUGUUGUCAAUGGAGAUGUGUUCAGAUGGAAACAAAUGUGGGCAGCAAUUGCGAAGUAUUUCAACCUUGAGGUACCCGAAUAUAAUGGGGAAGCAGCAUCACUCACGGCAUUUAUGGAUGAUAAAACGGAUGCCUGGGAAACCAUUGUGAAGAAAUAUGGCCUCUAUAAAACUGAUCUACAGAAAAUUUGUGCAUGGUGGUUCAUGGAUGUUGUGGGGAUGUUGCCAAUUGAAGUUGUCAUGGAUAUGGCAAAUAGCAGGGAACUCGGCUUUCUCAAGUACCAGAAUACAGAGAAGUCCUUCUUCAAAACAUUUGAUUAUUUGAAAGAAGCUAACAUCAUCCCAAAAGGAGAUGGGAAUAGGCUGUAAUAAUAAAUAGGCUAAUACAGAUUAAGAUAAACAAGGAAAAAAUUGAUAAGGAAUGCCAAAAGUGUAAAUCCUUCAUACAAAAAACUGCUUUUAUACACAUCUAGGCUUAAACAAAUUCAACAUAAGAUUGAGCACUGAAGAAUAAGGUUACUAGUACUAAUAUUCCAUUCCUCAUUUUGUUAAACAACAAAGUGUCAGAUAAUCAUUAUUCUCAGCUUCUUAAA